AUGGGUUCUCCUAGUAUCAUCACCAACCCCAUGUUCAACAUGGGUUUCCUUUUGGUUUCCAUGCAACUCGCCAAGAAGAUUGAUUGGGAAGAUCCUAAUGUCUUGAACUUUGCCAGAAUUGGUUACUACGGUGCUCAAGUGCUUGUCGUCGCUAUGGCCUAUGGUUUGAUCACUCUUAUUAAAAAGAAGAAUGAUACUACCUCUUUGACAUACGAUGCACCCAAAAAACCUGGCCAAGCUGAAGGAGCUCCUGAGACUAUUACCACCACCGUGAGAGAUUAUGAUGUUGAUCAAGUCAAGUCAUUCAUUCAAUCUACCGUCACCUCAAUUCUCAUCAUCUCUGUUAUGCACUGGCAAUUCAAGUUUACUCAACCUCUUUUGAUGCAAUCUAUUUUACCUAUCAAGAACUUGUUGACUCAUAAAGAAGCGUUGAUUCAUUUGUGGGGUGAUGCUCCCGAAGGUAACCUCUCUAGACCUUUUGCUGCCGAGAAUCCUUUUGGUGGCCUCGCCAACAUGUUUGGUGGUGCUUCUGACGCUGCUCCUGCUGCAACUGCUGAUGCCCCUGCUGCUGCUGUUGCUGAUGCCAAGAAGUCUCACAAAGAGUAA
This is a messenger RNA of Mucor velutinosus, 606 nucleotides long. RefSeq lists its product as uncharacterized. The transcript is spliced from 2 exons. Bases 1 to 606 code for a protein of 201 amino acids. The record is from RefSeq and is a predicted model, not a curated record. Gene Ontology annotation, cellular component: endoplasmic reticulum; mitochondrion. NCBI's taxonomy places the organism in Eukaryota, Fungi, Mucoromycota, Mucoromycetes, Mucorales, Mucoraceae. Gene Ontology annotation, biological process: protein targeting to ER.